AUGGACGUUGUGCAGCUUGCUACAGAGUUUGAAAGCACCAUCCUGGCUAAUGGUGUCAUCCUCACUUCAGCUAUGAAUCAUCACGACCAUGUUUCGAAAGCAAAGAAUUCAAUUAAAUUCAACCUCCGUGUAUCUAUGUGUGAACUCACUGGUGAUGCAAAAGGUACAGGGUACAAGAUAAGAGAUAAGAUGGUGAUCAGAGAUGCUGUACAAGAAGAUGAUGGGGACGUCACAAGGCAGUACAAGAACCACCUGCAAUGGGUCAAUCCUUCGGAUCUAAAAGGAGGCAUAAACACCCUUGAGAAAGUGGCAGAGGCCUUGUCAAAGAUGACAUGCUGUUUCGUCAAGAUCACUCAAGAUGAGGUCGAAGAACAGCAGCACCGUAUUGCUGCUGGGGAGAAACUCACCCCAGAGUUGGAACCACCUGUUCCUCUCGACGACAUUCCCAAACCACUCAUUCCUCUCGAUGAUGUUCCAAAUGAAAUUGUUAAGACUGUGCUCAAAGGGCGGAUCCGAAGGGCUUGGCUUCAGCUCGUGCGCUGCGCCCCUUACCCGAUACACCCGGAGAAUAGGGGCUUUAGUCCGGCGGACGUGGGGGACAGAACAGACAGGUAUAAGGACAGAAAGACAGGAAGUCCGAGAGGACAGGAUGUCCGAAAGGACAGAAGGACAGGAUGUCCGAAAGGACAGAAGCUAGAGAAACUGACAGAGGUAGACUACCCGAAGGUAGAGGCAGAGUAUAGCCCGAGGAAUCAAUCCCAGGACACAGAGGUUGGACAGGGAAGUGGACCCGGGCCCAUGGAAAUGGACCCGGGCCCGAGGAAACAGGAAUGA
This is a messenger RNA of Suillus clintonianus, 834 nucleotides long. RefSeq lists its product as uncharacterized. The transcript is spliced from 8 exons. Lineage: Eukaryota; Fungi; Basidiomycota; Agaricomycetes; Boletales; Suillaceae. Bases 1 to 834 code for a protein of 277 amino acids. The record is from RefSeq and is a predicted model, not a curated record.